CCCUCCCCUUCGUCCCUCCCACCGCAUCCUUUCGCAAAUCGCUGGAGAAGCCUCCAAGAGGCGCUUGUUCUUUUUUUUCCCCAUCCCUCCUUCUUCUCCUCUCCACAGCGAGCUCUGGAGGCGCAGCAAGAAGAGAGCAGCGGCAAGGCAGACGGACCGGGCACAUGCAUAGAGAGAGAGAGAAGGAGUGAGAAAGAAAGGGAAAGGGAGGAGGGGACGUUGAGCCAUCUCCCCCUCCUUUCCUCGGCGACCCACUCAAGCAGGGAGCCCCUUUUGCUUGGCUUCCCCUUCCACCCAGACUUUGAAAGUGAUGCUGGGCGAGAAGGGAAGGAGGGAGAGCAGCAGAGGCAGCGAAGGAGCAGAAAGAGGAGGAAGAAGGGAAGGAGGAGGAAGGAGAGAAGGCAAGCUGCCGGCUUCAGCUUCAUCCCGACUUUACGCAGAGAGCGCUGAGUGCUGAGCCCUUCUUGGCGCAUCCUUUGUAGCCUUUCCUUCUUCUCCAAGAGAUCCAUAGAGACCCAGGAAAAGAUUAUUGAAGAAUGAAGGACGAAUGAGGCUACCUUCACUGCUGAAAACUAGUUUGCUUUAAGGUGAAGAAAGAAAUCAUCGGUUUAGGCUUUUUGUUGAACCGUCACAAUGAGAACUUAUCAUUUUUUCUGGAUCCUCUUCUGGGUCAGUCAUCCCUACCAAGGUUCUUCCACGCCGCUAUCCAAAAGAACUAGUGGGUUUCCAGAAAACACAAAGGUUUUGGAUUUAUCUAGAAAUAACAGAAACGUGUUUAAUCGUGCCAAAAGAAGCUGGAUGUGGAAUCAGUUCUUUCUUUUAGAGGAGUACACAGGCUCAGACUACCAAUAUGUUGGCAAGCUUCACUCUGACCAGGACAAAGGAGAUGGUUCACUUAAAUACAUCCUUUCUGGAGAUGGAGCAGGAGACCUUUUCAUUAUCAAUGAAAACACUGGGGAUAUACAGGCUACAAGGAGACUUGACAGGGAAGAGAAGCCGGUUUAUAUUCUUCGAGCUCAGGCUAUCAAUAAAAGGACUGGAAGACCAGUGGAGCCAGAGUCAGAGUUCGUCAUUAAGAUCCAUGACAUCAAUGACAAUGAGCCACUGUUUACAAAGGACAUUUACAAUGCUAGUGUCCCAGAAAUGUCUGAUGUAGGUACAUUUGUCGUGCAAGUCACAGCAACCGAUGCCGAUGACCCUACAUACGGGAACAGCGCAAGAGUGGUCUACAGCAUUCUCCAGGGGCAGCCAUAUUUUUCUGUUGAGUCUGAAUCAGGUAUCAUCAAAACAGCUUUGCUGAACAUGGAUAGAGAAAACAGGGAGCAAUACCAAGUGGUCAUCCAGGCCAAAGACAUGGGCGGACAGAUGGGCGGAUUAUCAGGAACCACCACAGUGAACAUCACGCUGACUGAUGUCAAUGACAACCCACCUCACUUCCCUCAAAGUGCCUACCAAUUCAAAGUCCCAGAAUCUGCACCACUGGAUUCACCAGUUGGAAGGAUAAAGGCUAGUGAUGCUGAUAUCGGUCCGAAUGCAGCGAUGGAAUACAGCAUCAUUGAAGGGGAUGGCUUAGAAAUGUUUGGUGUCAUCACAGACAAGGAGACACAAGAAGGCAUUGUCACCGUGAAAAAGGCUUUGGAUUUUGAGAAGAAGAGACAGUUUACUUUGAAAGUGGAGGCCAGCAAUCCUCAUGUGGACCCCAGAUUCCUGUAUUUGGGACCAUUCAAAGACACAACUACUGUCAGAAUUCAAGUGGAGGAUGUGGAUGAACCUCCUGUGUUCAGUAGGCCAGCCUAUAUACUCGAAGUAAAAGAAGAUGUCCAGAUAAAUGCUGUCAUAGGAACUGUGACCGCCAGAGACCCUGAUAGUGCAAAGAAUCCUAUCAAGUAUUCUGUAGAUCGUCAUACAGAUAUGGACAGAAUAUUCAACAUUGAUUCUGGAAAUGGUUCAAUAUUUACUUCCAAGCUUCUUGACCGGGAAACAGUAUUGUGGCACAACAUUACAGUAAUUGCGUCCGAGAUCAACAACCCUAAAGAAAGCAGCCGAGUCCCAGUGUUUAUUAAAGUUCUGGAUGUGAAUGACAACGCCCCUGAAUUCCCCAUGUUUUACGAGACAUAUGUCUGUGAAAAUGCAAAAGCUGAACAGCUCAUACAGACUCUAAGUGCAGUUGAUAAAGACGAUGCUUUUGGUGGACACAAGUUCUCAUUCUCUUUGGCACCAGAAGUAGCCAGCAGCUCCAAUUUCACGCUUCAGGAUAACAGGGAUAACACAGCUGGGAUCUACACCAAGAGGACCAGAUACAGCAGACAUGAAAUGAAUAUGUACCUCCUGCCUGUGGUCAUCUCAGACAACGAGUACCCAAUUCAGAGCAGCACAGAGACAGUGACAAUUCGAGUAUGUGCCUGUGACCAGAGAGGCAAGAUGCUCUCCUGCAAUGCUGAAGCACUGAUCCACCCAACUGGCCUUAGCACAGGCGCUCUGAUCGCAAUCCUCCUCUGCAUCAUUAUAUUGCUAGUGACAGUGGUGUUGUUUGCAGCCCUGAGACGGCAACGGAAGAAAGAGCCUUUGAUCAUUUCAAAAGAGGACAUCCGAGACAACAUUGUCAGCUACAACGACGAAGGUGGCGGAGAGGAAGACACCCAAGCAUUUGAUAUUGGCACGCUGCGGAAUCCUGAAGCCAUAGAAGACAAUAAAUUGCGCCGAGACAUUGUGCCAGAAACACUUUUUAUGCCACGCCGGACACCGGUGGUUCGCGAUAACACAGAUGUUAGAGAUUUCAUUAGCCAAAGGUUAAAGGAGAACGACACGGAUCCAACAGCACCUCCUUAUGACUCAUUGGCAACAUACGCAUACGAAGGCAAUGGCUCCGUGGCAGAGUCUCUCAGCUCCUUGGAGUCGGUGACUACUGAUGGGGACCAGGACUAUGAUUACCUCAGCGAUUGGGGACCUCGCUUUAAAAAGUUGGCCGAUAUGUAUGGUGGCACAGACAGCGAUAAAGACUCCUAAAAUGUUGCCUUUUUCAGCUCCCAGAAAACAGCAUUGAAAUGUGUGAUGUUGCGAUUUCUUUCUAUUUAUCCACAGUUCUUUGGAAGGGUUCUGUUUGACCAGAUGAAAUUGUUUCUGUGACUGCAGUCUUUGUGGAUCUAAUGUCAUUUCCCCCCGAAAUAUAAUUUGAGCUUCCAAGAGGCAAAUAAUGAGGAAAAACAAACUUUUUUGUGUAUCCUGUUUGCCAAGCAGGCACGAUGGCAAGCAAAUUGAGGAACAAAGGAAAUGGAAUAAUAGUUUUAACUUGUUCUGCUUAUCUUGGAAAUUGGAUUAUCUUUGUGCUAUCAUUCACCAAAUAAUCUUACUGUGUUUUAAUUGUUCUGCUCAGACAUGUCUUUUGCAGACUAUGUAUGAAACACCUCAUUGUAAGGGUCUAUUGUGGCUCUCCUUAAUGAUUACAGUAAAAAAGAGAAGGGAUAGCUCUUUUUAAAGCUACAACCAGUCAAUAAGGAAAUGAGAUAUUUAAAAGAUUUAAAGCCCAUUCAAAUAGUAGCAUUAAUCCUGAAUUAGUCAUUUUCCUGGAAGUAUUAAUCCAUUCUAAGGGGUGGACAAUCAAGAGUAGAGA
Messenger RNA from Anolis sagrei ordinatus, 3610 nucleotides. RefSeq names its product cadherin-6. Gene Ontology annotation, biological process: adherens junction organization; cell morphogenesis; cell-cell junction assembly. The record is from RefSeq and is a predicted model, not a curated record. Gene Ontology annotation, molecular function: calcium ion binding; cadherin binding. Lineage: Eukaryota; Metazoa; Chordata; Lepidosauria; Squamata; Anolidae. Gene Ontology annotation, cellular component: plasma membrane; adherens junction; catenin complex.